Messenger RNA from Porites lobata, 514 nucleotides. The record is from the annotation of a GenBank genome assembly. Lineage: Eukaryota; Metazoa; Cnidaria; Anthozoa; Scleractinia; Poritidae.
AUGGCAGACUUUUCUAAAGCUUUUGAUACAGUUGUGUAUGACACAUUUCUGUGCAAAUUGCGUAAGCUAGGGUUUUCCAAGUCCUCUCUACAUUAGAUUGUGAGUUAUUUGACUGAUCGAAAGCAGUACGUCCAAACCGAUGAUCGCUCGUCGGAACGCUUAAAUGUGUCUUUUGGGGUACCAGUAGGGAUUCAUGCUGCGUCGCCUCUUAUUCAACCUUUAUGUCAACGACUUGACUGACGUACUCCCAACCGAAGUAAAUUGCCAUCAAUAUGCGAACGAUAUUACGAUUUAUAGUCACUGUAAACCAUCUGAGCUUCUGAAGGUUGUCGGGCAGAGAAGCAGGCUGUCUACCUGGUCGUCCCGAUGUAACUUGGCGCUCCAUCCUAAGAAGACUAAAGUAAUGCUUCUUUCAACUCCCCAGAUGUCACAAACUCAUGGACUAGACGGACACUGCAUCCAUCUCUGCGCAAAUGGAAAGAGUCUCCAGCGAGUUUUAACUUUCCACCUACUU